Saccharomycopsis crataegensis is the source of this 1194-nucleotide messenger RNA. It is a transcript of the gene PRS5, whose product is annotated as ribose phosphate diphosphokinase subunit PRS5. Lineage: Eukaryota; Fungi; Ascomycota; Saccharomycetes; Ascoideales; Saccharomycopsidaceae. Gene Ontology annotation, molecular function: ribose phosphate diphosphokinase activity; magnesium ion binding. The record is from RefSeq and is a predicted model, not a curated record. The transcript has a single exon. The coding region runs from base 1 to 1194 and encodes 397 amino acids. Gene Ontology annotation, cellular component: cytoplasm; ribose phosphate diphosphokinase complex. Gene Ontology annotation, biological process: ribonucleoside monophosphate biosynthetic process; purine nucleotide biosynthetic process; 5-phosphoribose 1-diphosphate biosynthetic process.
AUGAGAAAUUUAGUGGUGUUUUCUGGCUCCUCGCAUCCUGCCCUUGUGAAGGAUAUCUGUUCGUACCUUUGUAUAUCACCAGGGGAUGCUCAGUUAACAAAAUUCAAGAACGGGGAGACCUCGGUGACAAUCAAGGAUUCUGUCAGAAAUAAGGAUGUUUACGUGGUCCAAAGCUCGAACGGCCAUGUCAAUGAUAUGUUUAUCGAACUUCUAAUCAUGAUCAGCGCUUGCAAGUCAGCAAGUGCUAAGAAGGUUACCGCCAUCCUACCUUUAUUCCCUUAUUCGAGACAACCUGAUGUGCCGUUCCAGAAGGCUGGAUUACCACAUUCCCAAACACAGCCAAACACCCCAAUUGUGAACAAGGAAGCUUACUUCAAUAACCUUUCUGACGCUAGAUCAGUCAUAAAUUUCAAGGAACAAACCAGUAACUACAAAGAAUGGGUGGUUCAAACAGGUACAUUAAUAGCCGAUUUAUUGACCCAGCUGGGAGCGGAUCAUAUCAUUACAAUGGAUUUACAUGACCCACAGUUCCAAGGCUUUUUUGAUAUUCCUGUGGAUAAUUUAUAUUUCAAACCACUAUUGAUUUCAUAUAUUACCCAAAACGUUCCAAAUUACAAGGAUUCCGUGGUGGUUUCUCCCGAUGCAGGUGGUGCGAAACGUGCUAUUUCUAUAGCCGAUACUCUUGGGUUGAAUUUUGCGUUGAUACAUAAGGAAAGAAGAAAUAUAAGAAGUGCCAAGCACGCUCUGGGAUAUUCGCUAUCGGCAAGUGUCUCAUCUCUAUCGCUUGUGCAUGACCAUAACGCCAACACUGCUAAUGCCAACAUUGGAAAAAGUACAUCAUCUACAACUAUGUUAGUUGGUGAUGUCAAAGAUAGAGAUUGUAUCAUAAUAGAUGACUUGGUGGAUACUUCGUCUACCGUCAUCCGUGCUGCCAAGAUUUUGAAAGAUCAAGGAGCAAAAAGUGUCGUGGCUAUCAUCACUCAUGGUGUAUUUAGUGGCGAUGCUAUCGAGAGAAUCAAGAGAUCUAACAUCGAUAAGAUAGUAGUUAGUAAUUCUCUUCCUCAGUCCGAGAAUGUGGCCAAGUUUAGUGGAUCUGCUUUCGAGGUUAUUGAUGUCAGCAGGAUCUUUGGAGAAGCCGUUAGAAGAAUACAUAAUGGUGAAAGUGUUAGCAUUUUAUUCGAUCAUGCGCUAUAG